CUCUGUUUUUUCGCUUCUCUCUCCGGUUUGUGGUUCUGCUUCUCAUCUCUAAGUUGUCUGACUGUUGUGCUGGAAACAAACAGCUUUUGUUCCGAGGAUGAAAACGUCUUUAACUUUGUGGAGACUCUGAUUUGAAAACCUUUUUUUCCUCUUGGUGUGGCGGUUGACGAGAACUGAAGCUUCACCAUGUGCCAAACUGGGAGUCCGCCGCUAUCCUCUAUCAAUCAUCUACUGUUCUUGUUGACUUUUGUCUCAGUUGAAUUACUGCAUUCAGCAGCAGGAGCCUCAGCUUCGACCCUAAACUCUAACAGCACAGCCAGAAACCAGACCAAAUGUGGUGGCAGCAAUAAAUGCAUUGAAGGUGUCAUCCUUCCCCUGUGGAAACCGGAAAAUCCUCCCUUUGCCGACCGCAUGGCCAGAGCCACCAUUUACUUCGUGGGGCUUUUCUACAUGUUUCUAGGAGUCUCUAUCAUUGCUGAUCGUUUCAUGGCAUCCAUCGAAGUCAUCACCUCUCAAGAAAGAAAGAUCACGAUAAAGAAGCCAAAUGGAGAGAAGAUUACCACUACAGUUCGCGUUUGGAAUGAGACGGUGUCCAACCUGACCCUGAUGGCCUUGGGUUCAUCUGCACCUGAAAUCCUCCUGUCGGUCGUUGAAGUGUGUGGUCACAACUUCGAUGCCGGAGAGCUGGGUCCAAACACCAUCGUAGGAAGUGCUGCUUUCAACAUGUUUGUCAUCAUUGGCUUGUGUGUGUCUGUCAUUCCUGAUGGAGAAACCAGAAAGGUGAAGCAUCUGCGGGUGUUUUUUGUCACCGCCACCUGGAGCGUGUUUGCAUACACCUGGCUGUACCUGAUCCUGGCUGUUUUUUCUCCAGGUGUUGUUGAAAUAUGGGAGGGGCUUCUUACACUCUUCUUCUUCCCUUUCUGUGUUGGAUUAGCUUAUGUUGCAGAUCGCAGACUUCUUUUCUACAAAUAUGUGUACAAGCGAUACAGGGCAGGGAAGCAGAAAGGAAUGAUUAUCGAGACAGAAGGUGAGCCAGAACUUCCCUCAAAGGUAGACAUUGAAAUGGAUGGCAAGAUGCUUAACUCUCAUGGAGAUGAACUCCUGGAUGGAGAGGUGGGAAGUGAGGAAAAGGAGGUGGAUGAGGAGGAGGCUCGUAGAGAACUGGCCAGGAUCUUGAAAGAGCUAAAACAGAAACACCCGGAGAAGGAAAUGGAACAACUGAUGGAGCUUGCCAAUUACCAGGUGUUAACCCAACAACAGAAGAGUCGAGCCUUCUACCGCUGUCAGACAACCAGAAUCAUGACCGGAGCAGGUAAUGUUCUUAAAAAACAUGCCGCUGAUCAGGCCAAGAGAGCCACACAGCAUGAUAUCUGCUCUGAGAUAUCCGUCAACAACUUUUCUUCGAAGGUUUUUUUUUACCCUGGGAACUAUCAGUGUCUGGAAAACUGUGGCAGUGUAGUACUCAACGUUGUCCGCAGAGGUGGAGACUUAACAAGCACGGUCUGUGUUGAUUACCGGACUGAAGAUGGCACCGCAAACGCCGGUUCAGACUACCAGUUCACUGAAGGAACUGUUGUGUUCAAACCAGGGGAGACCGAAAAGGAAAUCCGUAUUGAUAUCAUUGACGAUGAUAUCUUUGAGGAGGAUGAACAUUUUUUGGUUCACCUCACCAAUGUGAGGGUUAUAUCUAAUGGUGCAAAUGAUCAUAAGAUGAACCACGUCGACGGCCUUGCAGGGUUAGGUUUGCCAUGUACAGCCACCGUCACCAUCUUUGAUGAUGACCAUGCUGGGAUCUUUACCUUUGAGGAGCCAGUCAUGACUGUGAGCGAGAGCACAGGAAUGAUGGAGGUGAAGGUGACCAGGAACUCAGGAGCCCGUGGCCUUGUGGUUGUGCCAUACAAAACCAUAGAGGGGACGGCUAAAGGAGGAGGGGUGGACUUUGAAGACACAAAUGGAGUUCUGGAGUUUGACAAUGACGAGAUUGUAAAAACGAUUCAGAUCAACAUUGUUGACGAUGAAGAGUAUGAAAAAAACAAGAACUUCUUCCUAGAGAUCGGAGAGCCUCAGCUGCUGGAGAUGAGUGAACGGAAAGCUGUGUUGCUUCAGGAAGUCGGUGGCUUCGUACAGACAGACAAACAGCUGUGUGGUAAAGACAUCUACAGGAAAGUCCAGGGCCGAGACCGUCGCGCCCCCUCCAAUAUCAUCAGCAUCACAGAUGGAGUGUGUGAGGAGGCUUUGACAAAGAAGGAGGAAGAAGAGAGGCGGAUUGCGGAGAUGGGACGACCAAUGUUGGGCGAACACGUCCGUCUUGAAGUUAUCAUUGAGGAAUCAUAUGAGUUCAAGAGCACGGUGGAUAAACUCAUCAAGAAGACCAAUCUGGCUCUGGUCAUUGGGACGAACACCUGGAGGGAGCAGUUUGUGGAGGCCAUCACUGUCAGUGCAGGUGAUGAUGAUGAUGAAGGUGGUGAAGAAAAAAUGCCCUCCUGUUUCGAUUACGUCAUGCACUUCCUGACAGUCUUCUGGAAGCUUCUAUUUGCCUUUGUUCCUCCGACGGACUACUGGAACGGCUGGGCAUGCUUCGUCGUCUCCAUUAUCGUCAUCGGCAUGCUGACCGCCAUAAUCGGAGACCUGGCCUCACAUUUUGGCUGCACGGUCGGCCUCAAAGACUCAGUUACUGCGGUGGUCUUUGUUGCUUUGGGGACUUCAGUACCAGACACCUUCGCCAGUAAAUUGGCCGCCAUCCAGGACCAAUACGCCGACGCCUCCAUUGGGAAUGUCACUGGAAGCAAUGCUGUCAACGUCUUUCUUGGAAUAGGUGUGGCGUGGUCCAUUGCUGCCAUCUACCACUACAGCAAAGGGCAGGAGUUUAAGGUGGACCCAGGAACUCUGGCCUUCUCUGUAACUCUCUUCACCAUCUUUGCUUUCAUAUGCAUUGCUGUCCUGAUUUACCGGCGCCGACCAUCCAUCGGAGGGGAGCUUGGUGGUCCACGAAUUCCUAAAAUCCUCACCACUACCCUGUUCUUUAGCCUGUGGUUGAUGUACAUCGUCUUCUCAUCGUUAGAAGCGUACUGCCACGUUAAGGGCUUCUAGAAGUUCUGCUUCGAACUGAAAUUCAGGUUCUGAUGGAUUCUUAUUGGUUCCAUUCAAUUCCUGCAGGUUCUAACAGGUUCCUAUGUGUGUUUUUUGAAAGGUUACUAGGGUUUGUAAGAGAGUCUGAUGAAUUAUGGGUUCCUACAGAUUCCGAUGAUUCUGGCCUCGUAACCCUAGGCAGGAUUUGUCAGAUUGCUGUAACCAAGAGAUUUGAGUCAUUUCUGCUGGUUUCUUUGAUGUUCUGUUAUUUUAUUUCUGAGCUUCUUUUGGAAUGCUCGGUCCCAUUUUUAGCUGCGGUUACUGGUGUGUUGGAAUUUUUUAGGGGUGUUGUUAAAUAGCCAGUUUUUGGUGUUCUGCUCUGUGCAGAACCAUUUUAAAGCACUCAGUUGGACUCAUGCAGAUCUGACUCUUUUUGACCUCAUAGUUUACUUUCAGAGAGUACUUAAAGUGAUUUAUUUUAGCUUCUUCAGAGUUCUACCAGGUCCAAAUACCUUCAGCAGGGUUUUUUUUUUUUCUCAUGCAAAAAACAGAGGUUCACCUGCUGCCCUGAAGGGACCUUGGACCUUUUGCUGCAUUGGAUUCUUUUUUGCCUGCAGAGGGCUGGUGACCUCCCCCAAUCCCAGUCUUCAGUAAAUCUCCUUGCCUGACGACCCCUCUACCUUUAUUUGUGCACAAUGUUUUAAUAUGCAUGAACUUUGAAGCAACUGCCACAACGGGGACCCUGGGCAGCACUAAGUUUUUGUUCAUCAGGAGAUAUCGACGUCCUCGGAGAUCCCUUAGUUUUAUUCUGUGCUGUGGUUGUUUGGUUGAUGUCAGCAUAAACUGGUUGUUCAGUACAUUUUCUCUUUAAAUAUAUUAAAAUUCAGUGAGUGAUUAUU
This is a messenger RNA of Cyprinodon tularosa, 3968 nucleotides long. Its product is annotated as sodium/calcium exchanger 1-like. Gene Ontology annotation, molecular function: calcium:sodium antiporter activity. The coding region runs from base 187 to 3090 and encodes 967 amino acids. NCBI's taxonomy places the organism in Eukaryota, Metazoa, Chordata, Actinopteri, Cyprinodontiformes, Cyprinodontidae. Gene Ontology annotation, cellular component: sarcolemma; postsynapse; axon. The record is from RefSeq and is a predicted model, not a curated record. Gene Ontology annotation, biological process: sodium ion transmembrane transport; cell communication; calcium ion import across plasma membrane. The transcript has 11 exons.